Molecule: messenger RNA, 1897 nt
Organism: Spodoptera exigua (beet armyworm)
Lineage: Eukaryota; Metazoa; Arthropoda; Insecta; Lepidoptera; Noctuidae
Source: the annotation of a GenBank genome assembly
UGUCUGUGGUUUGUGACGGUGGAGGAAACUUUAAAAACUUUAAAUUGCAAUGAUGAAAUAAAUAAUUUAACUAACGUUAUGCAGGUCUCCAGUGAGCGUGUAAUAAAUUAUUUAACAUACAAUGUAGUACAACAUGAUAUAAAACGAAACACGACAAUAAAUCAUUAUUUUAUCAAGUGAUUACCCAAGAUGGACACAAUUGGUUAAUUUUAUAAAUAAGUGAUAAAGUUUUUAGUACAAAGUCUCGAGGCCAAGGAAGUGGACGUUUUAAAAUGUUCUGGUAUUUAUUUCUGACUGCGGGUUUUUUGUGUUUCCUGCAUAUAAUUUGUAAUUACAAUGGAAAAGCGAGGAAAAUUAGGAAAAUUCCGGGACCAAAGGAUUCGUUUAUAUUAGGAAAUGGCCCAGCUGUAAUGCGCUCCUCAGUUGCUCUCAUGGACUUAGCUAGGGAAUUGGCUAACAAUAAUUCUGGAAUAUACAGGCUCUGGAUUCCGCCAUUUGGUGCUGUCAAUAUUUACAACGCUAAUGAUGUUGAGAAAAUAGUUUCAAGUAUGAAGUUCAACGAAAAGAGUCAAGUCUACAGAGUCCUGAGGCCCUGGUUAAGAGAUGGUCUACUUGUGAGCAAAGGGUCAAAAUGGCAGGAGAGAAGAAAAAUACUGACGCCCACUUUCCAUUUCAAUAUUUUGCGUCAAUUUUGUCAAGUUAUGGAAGAAAAUGCGCAGCGUUUUGUGGCAAAUCUCAAGGAGGUUGCUGGUCGACCAGUAGAUGUAGCUCCUAUCAUCUCGGAAUUCACGCUUAGUUCAAUUUGCGAAACUGCAAUGGGUACCCGACUGAGUGAUUUGGGCACAUCAGAGAUGAACGCUUACAAAGACGCAAUAUACAACUUGGGAUACAUAUUCUACCAGAGAUUUAUCAAAGUAUUCUAUUUUGUUGACUUCAUAUUCAACCUAUCGCCACUGAGUAGGAUGCAGGAAGGGUAUCUCAAGACAGUACAUGGUUUCACUAAAAAGGUUAUACAAGAGAGGACCGAAUACAUUGACAAGUUUGGUGUACCUGAACAGGACAUAUCAGAAGAUGAUUAUGUGUACAAGAGAAAAAAGAAGACAGCCAUGUUAGAUUUAUUGAUUACCGCCAAAAAAGAAGGACUUAUCGACGAUAUUGGAGUACAAGAGGAAGUUGACACAUUUAUGUUCGAAGGUCACGAUACUACAGCGAGUGGAUUGACUUUUUGCUUCAUGCUUUUAGCUCACAACAAAGAUGCACAGGAAAAAAUUGUAGAUGAAUUGAAAGAAGUCUUGGGAGAUUUUAAACGUCCAAUCACAAUUGAAGAUCUUCCGAAGAUGAAGUAUUUGGAGCGAUGCGUCAAGGAAUCUUUGCGUCUGUAUCCACCAGUGCAUUUCAUCAGUCGAAGUUUGAACGAAGAUGUGACACUAAGUGACUACGUAGUACCAGCUGGAACAUUUUGCCACAUACAUAUCUACGACUUGCAUCGUCACCCAGACCUGUAUCCCAACCCAAACAAAUUCGACCCUGACAGAUUUCUUCCUGAGAACAGUGCUGGAAGACACCCCUAUGCUUACAUCCCCUUCAGUGCAGGGCCAAGAAAUUGUAUAGGUCAAAAAUUCGCCAUGAUGGAAAUGAAAAUGGCUGUAGCAGAGGUGCUACGGGAGUUUGUUCUGGAACCGGUCACCCAUCCUGACGACAUUCGGAUUAUUACUGACGUUGUACUGAGAAACGACGGUCCUGUUGAAGUCAUUUUUGUAAAACGACAGUAAUUUAAGGUUUUUCAUACGAGAAUUGUUAUUCUAUUUUUAGUUGUAAGAACUUAUAAUAUUACUGUGUAAAUAUUAUAAUUUUGUGAAAAUUAUUAAACUGACAUGUAUUAUGAAUGUUAUUAGUA